Messenger RNA from Penicillium crustosum, 1671 nucleotides. RefSeq lists its product as uncharacterized. The record is from RefSeq and is a predicted model, not a curated record. Gene Ontology annotation, molecular function: transmembrane transporter activity. NCBI's taxonomy places the organism in Eukaryota, Fungi, Ascomycota, Eurotiomycetes, Eurotiales, Aspergillaceae. The transcript has 3 exons. Gene Ontology annotation, biological process: transmembrane transport. Bases 1 to 1671 code for a protein of 556 amino acids.
AUGGCUGUGAGAAAGCGCUUCGUCAACCCAUUUGCCCGCAGGACAUCUGCCGAGGAGCAGCCGGCGACUGGUGUGGCCGACAUGGAGGCUUCUGCGGACUCCAAAAUUGCCCUGGAAAAAUUGGGCGAGACCGAUCGGGCCUCGUUGGAUUCGGAAGUUGUUGACCAAAAAGCGCAGUCUGGUACUCAGAAAGCCCAGGCAAGCACCCAAGCCUGGACAAAGAACACAUUAAUCGCAGCUUAUGUUCUUGUCUGGGUUGUCAACUUUCUAGAGUACUUCAGCUCUGGACUUCUCAGCUCCCUAUCCCCGUAUAUCUAUAGUGGGUUCGAGCUACACUCCUUGACAGGUCUUACCUCCGUCAUCGCUUCAUUGAUCUCCGCUCUGGUUUUCUACCAGACUGGGUUCAGUAUGAUCGAUUUCUCCAUGACCAUCUUCAUUGCCGAUACUACGGCUUUAAAGAACCGGGCGUUCUGGAUUGCUUACGCCGCAUCUCCCUAUCUCAUCACACCUUGGAUCUACGGUUACGCUGCCGAUCAAAUCGUCGCCCCAGGCGGCAUCGGGUAUCGAUGGGGCUUUGGUGUCUUUGCCAUUAUCAUGCCCAUUGUCAGUGCUCCGCUCUGGGGUCUGUGGUAUUAUACCCAGAAAAAAGCCGAAAAGAUGAACUUGACGGAGAAGAAGAGCAGUGGACGAACUCUCUGGCAGUCCAUCUUGUUUUACUGCAUCGAGUUUGAUGUUAUUGGUCUGCUUAUCAUCGCCACGGGCUUUUCCCUCUUCCUGUUGUCGUUCAAUCUAUACUCUUAUCAACCUGGAGAGUGGCAUUCUCCCAUGAUUAUCUGUUUCGUUGUCAUCGGCUUUUGUUUGAUUAUCGCAUUCACCUUUUGGGAGAGAUACUUUGCGCCAGUGAAGUUCAUGCCUUGGGAGCUAAUCAAAAACCGGACCGUCUUCUUCACAUUUUCCAUGGUGGUAUCCCUGUACCUGGCUUGGUAUAUCUGGGAUAGCUACUUCUAUUCUCUCUUGCAGGUGAUGUUCAACCAAACCGUCACGGAAGCAACCUACAUCUCCAAUAUUUACACCAUGGGCUCAUGCUUCUGGUGCCUUGUCUUCGGAGCCAUCCUUCGCUACAACGGUCGUCUAAAAUGGUGGGCUAUUUGCUUCGGUGUUCCUCUUACCAUUCUUGGGGUUGGCCUCAUGAUCAAGUUCCGCCAGCCCGAUUCAAACAUUGGAUAUAUCGUGAUGUGCCAGAUCUUCGUUGCAUUCGGUGGUGGUACCCUCGUCAUCUGCGAGCAGAUGACAGUCAUGGCUGUUUCCGCUCAGAGAAAUAUCCCUGCUAUCCUGGCCAUCGAGGGUGUGGUUGCGAGUAUUGGUAGCGCUCUCGGAGGUACUGUUGCUGUUGCUAUGUGGACUGGAAUUUUCCCCGUCAAGUUAAAGGCGCUCCUCCCGAGUUCUGCACAGGCAGACUUCGCUACCAUUUACGGCUCCUUGGCUGUCCAGCUGUCCUACGCCAGAGGCACAGCUACUCGCGAUGCUAUUGACCAUGCCUACGGUGAAACUCAGCGACUUAUGCUCAUUACAGCUACCUGUCUUUAUCUUAUAACUUGGUCUUCGUGCUUCUUUUGGAAGGAUCUCAAUGUGAAGAAGAUGAAGCAGCAGGUGCAUGGUGUUCACUUGUGA